AAGUCCUGAAUUGAGAUCGUUUUGCUGGAACAUUUGAAUAUUCAUGGCUGGAAUUGGUGAUCGUGUUGCUGUCAUUGGGGACUGGGCACCUCCUGACCCCAGCCCGAGAACCUUUUUCUCCACUGCCCUCAGUGCUGAGGAUUUUGGUUCAAAAUCAUUCUCAGAGCUACAAGGAGAGAACGGCUGUGGGGGACUUUUUGGAGGAACUGACAGACAGAAAGCUGUGGUAAAUAAUGAAAGAGAAAAUGAUACAACAAGAUGUGAUCUUUCUUGUGAUUUUUUGCCAGAGCAAGCCCAGAAGUCAAGGUCCCGUGGGGGUCUUGCCGAGAGGAUGGCAACUAGGGCUGGGUUUAAUGCCCCAAAAAUAAACACAGCUACUAUCAGGUCGGGUAACCUAUCAUCAUCCUCUGAUGUUCGCUCUCCUUACCUAACAAUUCCUCCAGGUCUCAGUCCGACCACUCUACUGGAUUCUCCUGUUUUCCUUUCGAAUUCUCUGGCUCAGCCAUCCCCAACUACUGGUAAAUUAUCCUUUGCUCAAAUUAUUAACGGUAGGAGCUCCAUGCUGAUUUCAGAAUCCCAUGAAAGAAGUAACGAUAUCCCAUUUGAAGAAUUGAGUAUUCUAUCUGCUGUAUUCAAGCCUCACAUGGAAUUGAACUCCUUGGUUUUACCUGCUGUUGCCAAAAAAAUUAUGCCUGAAACCAAGCCUCAGCAACCCGUAACAGAUAUCGAGGUGUCGAUUCAAUCAGAGAACUCGCUUCAGUUUAGAAGCCUUGAACCUGCUGAAGUUCACCCUGGGACUCAAAAUGGACUUUAUCGACAGUCAGAGUUUUCCAUAUCAUGCAGUGGAAAAAAUUCAAGUAGGAAUCACGCAUCAUCUGAUCCUAGGACAUUUGAUACUUCCAAUGGUGAGACCCAACAUUCUCCACCCUUUGAUGAACAGCAGGAUGCAAAAGGGGAUCAGGGAGCAAAUGGAGAAUCAAGUUCCAUGGUUAUUGGUGGUUCCAUAUCUGAAGACGGUUAUAACUGGAGGAAGUAUGGUCAGAAACAGGUAAAAGGAAGUGAGUAUCCCCGUAGUUAUUACAAGUGCACACAUCCAAAUUGCCAGGUAAAGAAGAAGGUGGAACGAUCACAUGAAGGUCACAUUACAGAGAUCAUCUACAAGGGGGCGCACAAUCAUCCCAAGCCUCCACUAAAUCGACGAUCAGCUGUUGGGUCUUCUGACCCUUUUAAUGAAGUGCAACUUGACACCCCCGAACAAGUUGUGCCACAUGCUGCUGCUACUGAUGGUGAUCCAGCAUGGGCAUGCAUGCAGCGAGAAACUGUUGGAGGACCUGAUUGGAGGUAUGAUAACUUAGAGGUAACAUCUCCUGUAUCUGCAUCUGCAUCUGCAUCUGUGGGUCCUGAACUCUGCGAUCCUUCUACCUCCUCACAAGUGCAAGAUGGUCCUCACUUUGAUCAUGGUGAUGCUUUGGAUGUCUCAUCCACUCUUUCCAACGAUGAUGAUGAAGAUGAUCGAGGCACACAUGGAAGUCAAUCAUUGGAUUAUGAUUGUGAAGGAGAUGAAUCAGAGUCAAAGAGAAGGAAGAUCGAUGCUUGUACAAUCGAAAUGAGUGGGACCACAAGAGCUAUACGUGAGCCUAGAGUUGUGGUUCAAACUACAAGCGAAGUGGACAUCCUUGAUGAUGGGUACCGCUGGCGCAAGUAUGGGCAAAAAGUCGUUAAAGGAAAUCCAAAUCCUAGGAGUUAUUACAAGUGUACAAGUGCUGGAUGCACAGUUCGGAAGCAUGUCGAAAGGGCAUCCCAUGAUCUUAAAUCAGUGAUUACCACAUACGAGGGAAAGCACAACCAUGAUGUCCCUACAGCACGGAACAGCAGUAAUGUUAACCCCAGUAGCUCAAGCACAGUACCUGCCCCAGCUGCUCAAACCCAUGUCCAAAGGCCUGAGCCAUCCCAAGCUCGUGACAGCAUGGCAAGGUUUGGAAGACCUGCAUCACUUGGUUCAUUCAUUCUGCCUGGAAGGCAGCAACUGGGAGUGGCACCGGACUUUUCUUUUGAACUCAAUCAUCCAAGCCUCGUCAAUCUCACAGUUGAUGGAUUGGGCCCUCGCCAAGGGAAGCUGCCCGUUCUGCCUGUUUAUCCGUAUAUGGGACAGCAGCACCAGGUGAAUGGGUUUGGGACUAUGAUGCCUAAAGGAGAACCAAAGGAAGAGCCCCUAACAGAUACUGGUCUGAACCUCUCAAAUCGAUCAGUUAAUCACCUGAUCAUGAAUGGGCACCCUCUUGGUCCUCAGCUGUAAAAAGUGCGA
Molecule: messenger RNA, 2305 nt
Organism: Telopea speciosissima
Lineage: Eukaryota; Viridiplantae; Streptophyta; Magnoliopsida; Proteales; Proteaceae
Product: probable WRKY transcription factor 2
Exons: 5
Coding region: 44-2296 (750 amino acids)
Biological process (GO): regulation of DNA-templated transcription
Molecular function (GO): sequence-specific DNA binding; DNA-binding transcription factor activity
Source: RefSeq, a predicted model, not a curated record